GCGCGAGUCUGCGCAGUAGGCGGGAGUCCGCGGGCGCGUGUGGCCUGGCCUUCUGCAGUCUCGCGCCCGCCGCCGCCGCGAUGGUGAUGAAGGGGCGCUACCCCAUCCGCCGGACCCUGCAGUACCUGAGCCAGGGCGAAAUCGUGUUUAAGAGCUCGGUCAAGGUCAUGACCGUGAACUACAACACCCAUGGGGAGCUGAGCGAGGGAGCCAGGAAGUUUGUGUUUUUCAGCGUUCCUCAGAUUCAGUACAAAAACCCCUGGGUGCAGAUCAUGAUGUUCAAGAACAUGACACCAUCACCAUUUCUACGCUUUUAUUUAGAUUCUGGUGAACAGGUCCUGGUGGACGUGGAAGACAAGAGUAACAAAGAGAUCGUGCAGCACGUCAAAAAGAUCCUGGGGAAGAAGGAGGAAGUCCUCGAGAUGGAGGAGCUAGAGAAACAGAAGCUUUCUCACCCGGCUAAUUUUGGACCCAAAAGAUAUUGCCUGCGGAAAUGUAUCUGUGAAGUGAAGGACAGGUCCCCUGCCCAGCCAUUGUGCCUUUGCCCAAAGAGAUGACUGGCAAGUACAAAGCUGCUCUGAAAGCCAGUGCUCAAGACUGAGGGCCUACGGUAGAGGCUGCCGACUCCCGGGACAUCCGAGCCUGGGCGGAAAGCCAAAGCCUUGGAGACCGAGUGAUGGAGAGACAGGAACUCACAUGGUCUCAGCAGCUGGUAAGCUCCCAGGCCUCCCUCCAGAGCCCAGGAAAGCCUAAGCUCCCUGAGAUUCAAAAAGGCCUGUUUUAGAUGCGAGCACAAGGCUAGAGAGGCAAGAAGACAAGCAAGGCUGGGGGAUUUCAGUGAAAAGACUUAGUUUGCUAAUAAAACACUUUAUAUUGACUUGAUAAAUGUGACUUCCUAGUUCUAGAAGACAAGGGAGCAUUUACAUAAGAAAUGUUUUACUGGGUAGUGAAAAUGAAGAGACUGCCUAGGGUCAGUAUCGUUGUGUCUUGCCCCUCUGUAAGCCUCUUUCACCAGAGCUCUACAUGGCCUGAUUCCAAGUCGUGUCUCCUUCUCCCACUCCCGUACUCUAGUCUUUAUAACCACAGUACACCUGAGUUUUAAGGGCUGCAAGAGGAGCUACGAGCCCAAGUAAUAAUGGGGUUUCAACGUUUAUGGGACAGUGGCAUGAGGAGUCUUCAGAGUCCUCAUGAAAUUUAAGAAUUUGAAUUGCAGGGUUGUAGGGAUGAUAAUCUAGUAUCAGCAUUUCAAGUAAAUUCAGUUUUCUGAUCAGGGCGGAUUUAAACUUCAGUCAAUAGCAAUCUGUCACAUACUAUUAAAUACAUUGGACACAACUGUGUGGAGAUGUGUUCUAAACUGUUACCAGUUCGCUUUUCAAAGUUGGAGUACUCCUUUAAGGCAUUAAAACCUAGAAAUAUGUAAUAAAGAUUUGAUGUUUACCUUCUCUAUGA
Messenger RNA from Phascolarctos cinereus (koala), 1449 nucleotides. It is a transcript of the gene MRPS25, whose product is annotated as mitochondrial ribosomal protein S25. Gene Ontology annotation, cellular component: mitochondrion. Gene Ontology annotation, molecular function: structural constituent of ribosome. The record is from RefSeq and is a predicted model, not a curated record. NCBI's taxonomy places the organism in Eukaryota, Metazoa, Chordata, Mammalia, Diprotodontia, Phascolarctidae.